GUUUGCAGCCGAGUAUAAAAAGAAGGCCUCGGGCCUGUUGUCUUCAGGUAGAGUAGAGCACAGAGAUAGUGCAGGUGCCGUUGAGACCGAGAGAGAGAGAAAAAAAACUCGUAUAGGGCUUCAUGAAUUCGUGAAGAAUUCUUAUAGGAUGCUUGUAAGAGGCAUCUACGUAAUGAGAUCAAAUUUUAAUUAGUUUCAGCACCAGUGGUGAUGAGAUGGGCCUCCUCGAUGCAAUUCUCCCUGUGCUCUUCUUUGGAUUACUACAGAUGCCAAGGGCAGGAGCAUCGUUGGGUCUCCCCUCUGCUACCACGCUCUCUAGCUGCCCGAAAAGAUGCGGCAACGUGGACAUCAUUUAUCCUUUUGGCAUUGGAUCUGGGUGUUUCCGACAGCCCGAUUUCAACCUUACCUGCGAUGACACCAACCAGCCGCCCAAGCUCUUCCUGCACGAUGGCGCCACCGAGGUCGUCGCUACUCCUCGUAACACGGUUGGGUGGUCGUCGUUGAUGACCUACGUAGCUAUUUCUCACACUAUCCCUAUGAUACCUGAUGUUCGCAUUUACAACUUUUUAUGGAAUCUCAGCUCUUUCAUUAUGGCUUAUGCCUCUUUUAAUAUUACUGGGUGUGACUUGGAUAUUUAUCUUCUCGAACAAGAAAGGAAUAGUUCCAUAUUGUUGUGUACCAACAGUUGCCUCCACAGCAACAUCACAGAGAUGGUAGCCAGACAGAACUGUAAUGGUACUGGAUGUUGCACAGUAGAUAUUAAAUGGGAUAUUCGUGAUUUCCAGCUCAAAUUUGUCCGACAUAAUAAAACCAAACUAUAUGCUUACUCUAGUCGAAGCUCCUUAUGGGACAUGAUUAAUAUAACUACCAACAACGCGGCCCUCCGGUGGAGUAUAGUCGAUCAACCCACAUGCGCCAGGGCAAUGGACAAUAAGACAAACUAUGCAUGUGUUAGCAUCAACAGCCAGUGCUAUGACGGGCUGUGGGAUCCUGGUUACAUAUGUGAAUGUAACAGUGGUUAUGAAGGCAAUCCUUAUCUACUUGAUGGCUGCAAGCGUGAUGAAGGAUACAGUCCAAUUCAACUAAAGGAAAAUUGUGCUCAGUCAUGCGGGAAUAUCGCGGUUCCAUUUCCUUUCGGUUUACAGGAAGGCUGCUCUGCAAGGAAGCUAUUUCAACUCAACUGCACCAAUGUGACAUCGUCCAUGCUCCAAUUUGAUGAUGACCAUGUUGUGACGUAUAUAAAUCUUACGGAAGGUCUUGUGGGCAUUAGAUUUACCUCACGUUACGAAGAUCAGGAACUUGGAAUGUACGUACCAGAAGAACCAAAUAUGUUUGUUGGUUUUGGGGAAUCUGUGGUCUUAGUGCGCUGGGCUGCUGCCAAUCUAACAUGUCAGGAGGCUCAGAAGAACCUCUCGCAAUAUGCAUGUGUCAGUACGAACAGCAUAUGUUUAGGUGUUAACUCUAUGAAGGGUUAUGUUGGAUAUCGAUGCAAAUGCUUAGAUGGUUUUCAAGGAAAUCCAUAUAUAACUAACGGCUGUGAAGACAUUGAUAAGUGCGGAAUGCCAGGCAUUUGCAAAGGGGUAUGCCAUAAUGUUGUAGGGAGCUACUACUGCACCAAAAGACAUAAUCUUCUCUUUGGUGUGAUCAUUGGGCUUAGUGUUGGCUUUGGCAUUCUACUAUCUGCCUUGGGUGUGAUGUUUCUCAUCCGUAGAUGGAAAAGGGACAUUGAAAAGCAACUACGAAGAAAAUACUUUAGAAAAAACCAAGGCCUUCUCCUGGAACAACUAAUAUCAUCUGAUGAGAAUGCCAAUAACAAGACAAAUAUUUUUUCUUUAGAAGAGCUCAAAAAGGCAACAAAUAACUUCGAUCCAUCACGUAUCCUUGGACGUGGAGGCCAUGGAAUGGUAUACAAAGGUAUCUUGUCAGAUCUGCGUGUGGUAGCAAUAAAAAUGCCUAAGAUCAUCGAGCAAGAUGAAAUCAGCAAUUUCAUCAAUGAGAUUGCCAUUCUUUCUCAGAUAAAUCACCGCAACAUUGUACGGCUCUUUGGAUGCUGUCUUGAAACCGAAGUCCCACUGCUUGUGUACGACUUUGUUCCCAAUGGUUCUUUGUUUGAAAUUCUCCAUGCUGAUGCUGGCAAUGAUUUCCAAUUGUCUUGGGAUGAAUGCUUAAAGAUUGCUUUAGAGGCUGCAGGAGCUCUCUGUUAUCUUCAUUCCGCAGCUUCAAUAUCAAUCUUCCAUCGUGAUGUGAAGUCUUCUAAUAUACUUUUGGAUGGAGACUACACUGCUAAAGUUUCAGAUUUUGGUGCAUCAAGAUUGGUCCCUAUUGAUCAAACCCAUGUUGUUACAAAUGUACAAGGCACUUUUGGGUACUUGGAUCCUGAGUACUAUCACACUGGGAAAUUAAAUGAGAAAAGUGACGUGUACAGCUUUGGAGUGGUACUUGUGGAGCUCCUCCUUCGGAAGAAACCUGUUUUUACAAGUGAGACAGGGAUGAAGCAAAAUUUGGCCAACUAUUUUCUUGGGGAACAAAAGGUGAAGCCUAUUACAGGCAUAGUGGCUCCUCAUGUUCUCAAGGACACAACAGAGCAAGAAAUUAACAUGGUUGCCUCCCUUGCGGAGAAGUGCUUGAGACUUCGUGGUGAAGAAAGACCUACAAUGAAGCAUGUAGAGAUGACAUUACAAUUGUUGCGAGCAGAAAGGUUGAACUCAUGCCGUGAUGUUCUUGGAAACAAGCAAUGCACGGAACCAUUUUUAGGUACAAGCACUACAGCCUAUUCUGAGCCAUUGGGUUUUGACUUUUUGGGCGAGAAAGCUACUUCCGAAUCCCAACAAUCCAAGAAAUGUUAUAGCUUGGGGCAAGAGUCUUCUUCUGUCACUCUGCCGCGUUAAAUAUGUCAUCAGUUCUAUACAGUGUGUAUUUUUGUUAUAAAUACCGAUUGUCUAUUUAGAAGGAUACAAUACUAUGGAUUAGUUUACUAUCCAACUGUUUAAUUUAGAGGCAUUGGUUCCUGAAAGAAAACUAUUUUGUUAAGAAUCAUGUAGCGAUUGUUGGACAGAACACCUGAUGGUCAAAA
Messenger RNA from Phragmites australis (common reed), 3073 nucleotides. Its product is annotated as wall-associated receptor kinase 5-like. The transcript has 5 exons. The record is from RefSeq and is a predicted model, not a curated record. Gene Ontology annotation, cellular component: plasma membrane. The coding region runs from base 216 to 2888 and encodes 890 amino acids. Gene Ontology annotation, molecular function: ATP binding; protein serine/threonine kinase activity; polysaccharide binding. Gene Ontology annotation, biological process: protein phosphorylation; cell surface receptor signaling pathway. NCBI's taxonomy places the organism in Eukaryota, Viridiplantae, Streptophyta, Magnoliopsida, Poales, Poaceae.